This is a messenger RNA of Nicrophorus vespilloides, 857 nucleotides long. Its product is annotated as UPF0692 protein CG33108. The record is from RefSeq and is a predicted model, not a curated record. Lineage: Eukaryota; Metazoa; Arthropoda; Insecta; Coleoptera; Silphidae. The coding region runs from base 119 to 625 and encodes 168 amino acids. The transcript has a single exon.
AUUGGUGAUUUGCAGAGCUUUUAGCUUGUAUCAUUUGGAAGAUCCAAUUAGAUACGCAUACAAAGAAUUAAAAGGUUUUAUUCAGGAAGGCCCACAAUGUGGUUUAGUGGCAUUAGCAAUGUGCUAUGGAAAUCCCACCAAAGAAACAGUUGAGGAUGUUUUUCAAUAUGCAAAAGAAAAUAAAUAUACCAAUAAUGGUGAGAUAUUCAGUGUUGAUUAUAUGCAUUUAUUGGCUAAGAAGUUUCUACCAAACAAAAUUGAGAUAUAUUCAGGAAAAUUGGAUGACAAUAAAAUAGUUGAAUUUCUGCACAGCAAAGGACUCAUUUUAGUCCCAUACGAUUGUGACAGAGACCACAGGCCUUGCACGAAAUUAGGACACAAAGCCCAUUGGGCUGUUAUUUCAGGGAUGAUUGAGACUGAUGAUGGGAUACAUGUGUUUGCCAAGCAUGGAAAGAGUUUGAAUACUGCAAUUUGGAGUCUCCAAGAACUGGCAAGAAGCAACGAGCAAUUGAACGAAUUCGCUCCGGAUAGGAAAAACUCGGAUCUUGUUUACGUUUUACCAGAUGGAGGAUUGAAUGGGCCAAAUGGUUUAUGUUCAAGAGCAGUUCUGAUUUAUCCACAGUAAAACAUUUGAUGUGUUAUAAUUAUUUUAUCGCUUUUAUUACGCUUUAAUGAUUUUAAAAGAUGCUGCAAGGAUUGUGAUAUAUUUAUAUGGAAUAAAAUAUGUUUCAAUAUUUAUUUGAAUAGUUUAUUUUAUAUAUGUUAUAAUGGUUGCCUAAUACACGAGACCAACUAAUUAGCCAUUAAUUAUUAAUGUUUUUAUUUCUGUAAUCCAAUACAAUAAAAAAAUUAUAUAC